UAAACUUCCUGUGCACAUGGCGAAGGACGAACAGGAGUGAAAAAUAAAAUAUGUGACUAUUGUACCAUCCCAUAUUUGCUUUAAAAAUGGAUGAGUGAAAUCCCACAAGAAAGAAUGAACGCUAAGAAGGAAGGAACUGAUAUAUUCAGAGACACGCCUGUCCGCUAUUUAGGAUAUGCAAAUGAAGUUGGGGAAUCUUUCCGAGCUCAAGUGCCUGUGAAUGCUGUGAGAUUUAGCUAUAUUGUUGCUAGUGGAUAUGUUGUGGCUGAUGCUAUCCAUAAAGGAAAAGAGGCUUCAGUAAAAACUUGGGAAAAUGAUGGACAGAAAUCAUCACAAGUGCGAUGGGCAGUACUGGACACAUUACUGUGGCAAGGGCUGGCCUCUGUAGUGAUACCGGGCUUUACUAUCAACCGGAUAUGUGCUCUUAGUGCAUAUGUACUGAGAAAGAAUUCCCAGCUUCCAAGUACAACCAGGAAAUGGGCUACCACAAUAAUUGGACUGGCCUGUAUACCAUUUAUCAUCAAACCUAUUGAUAUGUCUGUGGAUGUUCUAAUGGAGAACACAGUACGGAGGUGGUAUCAUAUAGGACCAGUAAUGGAAACUGUGGUUCACCAUGACCGAAAUGAUUAAUUUUUUAUACAGCUAUUAUUACAAGAAAUAUGGAAUUUUCUUUAGUCUUAAAUCAGUUUGAUGCAAGACUAAUGAAAGUUUCACAUACACCUGUUCCAGGGAAUUUUAUUGUAGCUUUAUAUGUUUUUUUCUAGUCCAAUCUAAUAAUUACCAAGGCUUUUUUCUGAAAGCUGCCAGCAAAACCAGUUUUUUAAUUCCUGUAGAAAAUAUACAAUGUUAAGUAUGUGUGAAUUUAAUUUUUAUACCCAGUGUUGAUGAUUUAAAUAAAAAAUGAUUAUGCCAAAAUUAACAAAACAGUAAUUUACAACAAUUUUCCUCAAACAGUAUAUACAGUAUAUAUUUAUAAUAAAUGUUUUAAACUUUAAUUUAAGUUUCUAUAGAUUGAAGAUAAAUGUAUAUAUGUAUAGUGGAGAGCUCAGACUUGAAAAUGUAGCCUUGUAGUAGGGCAUGCCAAAGCUAGAGAGAGAGGUUGAUAGUUUAUUAUCCAGUACGGAGCAAUGUGUAGUUACUUGCAUGUUCCCAAUGAUAUAAGCUGGAUUAAAUCCAUGUAAUAAUUAGUAUGUAACGAUGAGAUGGUAAUAUUAUUGAUUUUCAUUGAUCAGAUAUAUACAUUUGAAGAAGUUUUAUUUUAAUUUAAACAUUUUUUAGAGUUGAUAUAUCACUGAUUAUCAACUAUUUCUUUAUGUUUUAAUGGAAGAGGAAAAAAUACUUUCAUAGAAUUUCACUGUUUUCAAGUAUUAAUACAAUAUGUAAACCCUGAGAUUAUCUAUCUGUUAAAGUGAUAUUCUGCACAAGUAGUAAAAUCUGUGGCUCUGGUUAAGAACUCUGUAAAGACUUAAAACUAUUGUCAACAUUACAUGUAUGUAAAGUAUUGGGUAAAUACACAAGUAUGUGUACUAUAAUUUCUGCUGGGGUUCGUUGAAAUGUCAUUGCAUUGUUAGGCUGAUCGUUCCUGUUUAUUUGUGAUUUGUGUGUACAAAUAUUUCAUACUGUUAGGCAAACAAGGCAAACAGUUGAAGCAAAGUGAACAUUUAUAAAUCAAUCUAGAUAGAUUUAUAAAGAAUUUCUUUAAGUUAGGUAUCAUAUGUUUGUUUAUAUGGUGAAUUGAGGCAUAAAAUACCUACAAGAUGCUAUUGUACACAUUUUAUAAAACGUAUAGAAUGUUCUUUAAGAGGUUUAUCAAUUCACAGUAUUUGCAUCAUAACUAACAUUAUAUGUUAUCAAUAUAUUUAGAAGAAACAAUACUCAUAUCAGUUUUAUAUUGUGAAUGAACAUUAUUUAUUCGUAAUGAGCCUAUCGGCAUUGUAUUCUUGGCACUGAUCUAUAACAGACUGGUAUUAACAAAACAGUGGACCAUAAAAUUAUUAAUCAAAGAACCAUCCAUAUUAGUCAAUCAUUAAUCAAAUAUAAAUAAUUUUACAAAAUUAAGGGCAUGAUUUAAAUAUAUUGAUUUUUGAACUUUCAAAAAGCAUCACUAUUAUCACAGUGUAACAAUGCUUUUCAGUCCAUCUGAUUGUAUAUGCAUGUCUGUUUUUUAAUGUCUGACAUAGUUCGAGUGUCUCUUGGUUCUCUGGCACCUGAUGGAACUUUGAUCAUAUAGUUAUUCUGAUGUUUUGUAACAAGUUAGUGCAACAAUAUCAAUUGUAACAAGUUAGUGUAACAAUAUCAAUUCGAAACCAUUUUUUCCCAGAUUAGAUUAUAUAAUUAUGUAUGUUCAGAAACAGUAUUUCCCCAAGAUUGAUUUCUACACCAUUAUAGGUAUUUUAUGUUUUCAGGGAAAAAAUAAAUUUACAAAUGUAAUAUGUAGUUUUAAUCACUGGAAAUUUCGAGACAAUUCAAAUAAUACACACAUGCACUUAAUUUAUUACCACUUGAGUUGUGUAUUUUAGAUCAACUUUAAUAUUUUAAAUUAAAAUUUGUGGAGUGGUUUUGGGGAUUUUUACAUUUUGUUUAUGAAGUGUUUCUUACGGGUUAUGUUAUUUGUGACAAAACAAUUUGUCCCUAAGACGAGUUGUUAUUUAAGAUAUAUUGUAAGGUUGUACAGCAUUACAAAUGGUAACAUGGUAUACUCAACUUUUUUUCUCAUUUUUCAGAAAUUAUGCAUGCUUAUGGUAUCUUCCCUUUUGCUAAAGCUAGUUUUCAUAUUAUAUUUCCAGGUCGGGACUAUAUCAUAUCAACUUAUGUCACAUGAUCAGCCUUUUAUCCAGUGAAUUUGCCCAAGUUUUUUUUUUAACAAUACUACCUGGUAUGUAAUGUUUUUCAUUGGCUGCACUUGAUGCAGUCAUAAAUCAAUUUUGGUGUGAUAGUAUGGAUAAUGACAUUAUGUCAAAUUAUGAAUUGGAAAUGGUGCAAAAAAGUGACUUGUGUAAUAUCAAUUGCCUAUUAGCUUCACUUUAGGGACAUAGAUGUGUAUAGUUUUGCUUUUUUCUGCUUAUUGUGCAGUCAAUUGGUUUAAUGCACAGGGGCUUGGCAUUACUAAUGAAAAAUCAAUCCCAGAGUCUACCCCAUAUAAAAUGUAGAUCACUAAUUACCCGGUAUCAAGUACUGUAACCAUUAACACAAAGGUGUUGCCUGCUAGAUUACUAAUUAUCAAGUGAUCUAGGGGUUGAAAGGUAGUGUUAUUUUUUUUUAAUUCUUGGCCAUAGGAACGAAUCAAGCCCCUGUGGUUUAAGCAUGCAUAAUAGUUGCAGCAUGUUGUAACACUUACCAGCAAUGUAUUAAACUUUUAUCCUAAGCAAGGGGAAAGAACUCGUUUAUUAAGAAAAUGUGAUUGUUGGGGAAAAUGAUGGUCUUGUUACAAAUAAUUUUGUAUGGCUGGAACAUUUAUUGGUGAAAUAUCUAUUGUUCCUGUUUCAUUUUUAAUGAUUAAAAAGACAACAAAACUAUGCUCACAUUUCUAGUUUUCAAAUCUUCACAUACAUGCAGUACUGCAUAAUUGUGAGGUAUAGUUUUUCAUUUAAGCAUUAUUUUUUUAGAUACGCAUGUAAAAACUAUGAAGGUACUUAGGAUAAGAACAUGUUCAUGGUAUGUCAGACAUUAAUUAAGUUGAUUCCCCAGAUUUUCUUAUGUUGUAUUGGAAUUGUAGAAUGAAUGAAAUGUAUUAUUUAUGCAUAGGACUUUUGGUUAAUUUGUUUUUUUAUAACUGUGAUGUUGUUAAUAAUUUUCAUUAUGAUAUGAAUAAAGUUGGUUUUGUUAAUAAUCA
Messenger RNA from Pecten maximus, 3832 nucleotides. Its product is annotated as mitochondrial fission process protein 1-like. Gene Ontology annotation, cellular component: mitochondrion. Lineage: Eukaryota; Metazoa; Mollusca; Bivalvia; Pectinida; Pectinidae. The transcript is spliced from 3 exons. The coding region runs from base 91 to 630 and encodes 179 amino acids. The record is from RefSeq and is a predicted model, not a curated record. Gene Ontology annotation, biological process: mitochondrial fission.